Molecule: messenger RNA, 267 nt
Organism: Colletotrichum truncatum
Lineage: Eukaryota; Fungi; Ascomycota; Sordariomycetes; Glomerellales; Glomerellaceae
Source: RefSeq, a predicted model, not a curated record
AUGCAGAUCACCGCCGCAUUUGUCGCUUUUGCCGCCUUCUGCGUAGGCCAGACUGCCGCAGCAACGAUGCCUCGCAACUUUAUCGAUGGAAAGGGCAGCGCGCUCUUUGGAAACGCCGGCAAGGCGUGCAGCGUAGGCAGUCAAGAUGGCGAAUGCGACCGGUUCGGCCGCUGUGUGCAGCAGAUCCCGCCCAACGAGCAGUCCAUCCUCAACCAGGGCAAAAACGUCGCUGCUUGCACCGCUGGCGGGCAAACGGGAACUCUUUAA